This is a messenger RNA of Raphanus sativus (radish), 1164 nucleotides long. Its product is annotated as serpin-ZX. The record is from RefSeq and is a predicted model, not a curated record. The coding region runs from base 19 to 1044 and encodes 341 amino acids. Lineage: Eukaryota; Viridiplantae; Streptophyta; Magnoliopsida; Brassicales; Brassicaceae. The transcript has 2 exons. Gene Ontology annotation, molecular function: serine-type endopeptidase inhibitor activity.
GUGUUUUCGCCGGCGUUAAUGAAUGUCAUCCUCAGCUUCAUUGCCGCCAAGUCUCCCGGAGACGUCGAAGAAAAGAUUCUCUCUUUACUACAAGCUUCUUCGACCGAAGAACUUAACACCGUCUCCUCCAAGAUCGUAACCACCGUCCUCGCCGACAACACAUCAAGUGGCGGCCCAACGAUCGCGGCAGCGAACGGCGCCUGGCUCGAAAAGUCUAAACCUGUCGAUCCUUCUUUCAAGGAUAUCAUACAGAACUCGUAUAAGGCUGCUUUUAACCUAGUUGACUUUCGCAACAAGGUUGAUGAAGUGGUUGAAGAAGUGAACUCAUGGGUUAAAGAGGAGACAAAAGGACUCAUCACUGAUCUCAUCCCAGAAAACUCUGUUUCUCCUGCUAGCAAUCUGAUAUUCGCUAAUGCAUUGUUCUUCAAUGGAAAAUGGGAUCACGAAUUCGAUCCAUCUCUUACAAAAGACUCUGACUUUCACCGUUUCGAUGGAACCACAGUACGUGUGCCCUUCAUGUCCGCGGGCUACUCUUUAGGAUACGAUCUUGAAGCUUACCAAGGUUUCAAAGUCCUUAACCUACCUUACAGGGGAGGACGUGGUGACUACUACCGUCGUCGUUUCUCGAUGCAAAUCUAUCUGCCUGAUGAAAAAGAUGGGCUGCCUGCAAUGCUGGACAGAUUAUCUUCUUGUCGUGGAUUCUUGAGUGGCCACGGAGACAUUCCUGGCCACUCUGCGAGUAUUGGAGAACUCAAGAUUCCAAAGUUUAAAUUCGAAUUUGGUUUUACAGCCACGGAAGCCCUCGAGGGUUUGGGUUUGGAGCUGCCUGGUGAUGCGAUCAUCCACAAGUCUUGCAUUGAGGUAGAUGAAGUGGGAUCGAAAGCCGCAGCGGCUGCUGCUGUGAUCAGUAUAAGUGGUAUUUAUAUGCCUCCGAAAGAGAAGUAUGACUUCGUGGCUGAUCACCCGUUUCUCUUCCUAGUCAAAGAAAGCAUAAGUGGACUGGUUCUGUUCCUUGGUCAAGUUGCUGAUCCUUCUAUGCAUUAAUAUUUUUUGUAACUUCUUCUAUGCAUUAUAAUAUGUGUCCAAAUCAUUUCGAUUUGCAUGUUUCUUUGGUCUUUGGUGGAUAGUUUUGAAGCUAUUAACUUCACUUAGUCUUCUAGCUUU